AUGUCGAAGCAGAAUGUAGGCAUAAGUGGAAUGGAGGGACAAGAGAUUGGGGUUAACGCCCCAGGUGGCAAGUCACCUCUGGGAUCAGUCAAGCAUGGCACAAAUUUAGAUAUUGAUACAAAUUUAUCUCCACCAACGCAGUGGAGCGAAUGGUGUGACAGGGACAAUCCUUCCGGAAAGUACGACUAUGAAAGUUUGAAAGACGCCAUCAAGGACUGCAAAGGUGUUUGUGCUGCACCACUUGCCGUGGAAUGCCGGGUGGUUAAAUCCCACCUUCCAUUUGAGCAAGCAGGAGAAAAUUUGCAAGCUGCUUGCACAACUCAAAAAGGCCUGAUCUGUAAAAAUGAAGACCAAGAUGACAAGAAAUGUGAAGAUUAUGAAAUCCGAUUUCAGUGUCCUCCUGAUAUUGAUGAGUGUUUGGAGAAUACUUACAAAUGCCAUCCUAAAGCCAAGUGUGAAAACACUCAUGGAGGAUAUAAUUGCAUUUGUGAGGAAGGCUAUGUUGGUGAUGGCCAGCACUGUUUUGAGGGAGCCAAGUGUUCCGCCUGGGGUGAUCCUCAUUACACCACUUUUGAUGGAGAAAAGUAUGACUUCCAAGGCCUGUGCAAAUAUCGCAUGGUGGAGCCUUGCAAGGACUUUGGUUCAAUGCCAGAUUUCAAAGUUGUCUCUAAGAAUAGGUCUAUCAGAAAACCUCGUGUGUCUGUGUCAAAGUACUUGGACAUUAAGGUCUACGGAUUUGAUAUUCAGCUGGAACAUAAACGGGCUUAUGUGGACGGAAAUCAGAUAACUCCACCCAGAACCUACAAACCAGCACAUGCCAACUGGCCUGACUCCUCAAUUACAAUUAAAGCCAACUUAUUAGGCUUGGAGUUUAGCACAGAUUUUGGUCUCAUCGUUAAAUUUACAGCUGGAUCCCGUUAUGAAUUAUAUGUUCCAAAAUACCUACGUAACAACACGUGUGGUUUGUGCGGUGACUAUGAUGGAAGUGAAAAUGGUUUUAUCCUGCCUAAUGGUACCCGUAUUGAUGACCCACUGCUGGCUGCAGAUGCCUGGAGAAGCGAUGAUUCUGAUCCACGGUGUGCAAAUGUGACUGCGCCUCCACUGGAAUGUGAUGGUGACUCCAUUGCUUCGGCAACACAAGCCUGUAACGCCAUGAAAGAUACCAGCAAGUUUGGUGACUGUCUUAACGUAAUUGGAGAUGAUAUCAGCAUGUAUUAUGAUGCAUGCGUGUAUGACACUUGUCUUUUCCCCGAAACUCUUUGUGACAGCCUUGCUGCCUUAGCUGAUGUCUGUGAGGAAAAGGGAGCCCCUGUGGUGUGGAGAUCAAGCAGUCUGUGCCCUCUGGAGUGCCCCGAGAACAUGCACUAUGAGGAGGCUGGUCCCAUGUGCCCAGAGACAUGUUCCGACCCGCGUGGAAGCUGCUCAGAGCCGUCCAGUACGGCCAGUGGCUGUCAAUGUAAUAGUGGCUAUGUUCUCAGUGGCUUGGAGUGCGUCUUGCGGGAGAACUGCGGUUGUGUCAGAGGAAACAAGUACUAUGCUCCUGGAGAAAAAUUCUUUGAGAAGGAUUGUGAAGCUUUGUGCAUGUGUACAUCAGGAAGGGUUGAGUGUGACAACAGAGUACAGUGUCAUGUUCAUGGAGAGUGCCACACCACAGCAGAUGGCACCAGUGACUGCAGGUGCAAAAAUGGCUAUACAGGGUCUGGAACUGAUUGCAGUGAUGAGGAUGAGUGCUCGCAGAACAAUCACCAGUGCAGUCCCAAUGCUCGUUGUAUUAAUCAGCACGGAGGUUAUGCCUGUACAUGUAUUGCUGGUUACACAGGUGAUGGAUUCACCUGUAAAGAUGCUGAUGAAUGUGAGGAUGAGACAGAUGCCUGUUCACCAAAUGCUGAAUGUAGAAAUGAAGUAGGCACCUAUGCUUGUGUCUGUAAAGAUGGAUAUAUCAGUUUUGCAAAUGGCAGAGUCUGCAUAGAGAGAGUCCCACAAGAGCCAGCCAUCCCCAAGGAUUGUGGACCGUUCCAGAAGGAGGAAUGUAUGGAAUGUGCAGAGUGUAAGCCACUGCCUGGUGGUCACUUCACAUGUGUCUGUCCUCCAGGCACUGUGGGUGAUGGCAGGAAAGGCGAAGAACACACAGGCUGCAGCAUGCCCCAGUGUUCCGAAGGUUAUAUUAAACAUGAGGACGGUUGUUACAAGGUGUUUGACAAGCCUGAACCAUUUGACGAGGCGGACCGGAGGUGUCAGGCAGAAGGGGGUCAUCUUGCAUCAGUACUGGACCAGAAAACAGUUGACUUCCUCAAGUCUCAGAUGGAGCUGUUAGGCCAUGAUGGAAAGUACUGGAUCGGCUAUUCUGACAGAAACAUGGAAGGUAUUUAUGUUUGGUUGGACAACUCCUUCUCUGAGUACUCCAACUGGGCGGCUGGAGAGCCAACUGCUGAUGACAGACUGGCAAAGGACUGUGUGGCUGUUGGAAAAGCAACUGAAUUCAAAUUUGUUACUCAGAAAUGUAACAUUGAACAAGGAUUUGUCUGCAGGAAACCUUUGAGUUUGAAGAAUUGUCCUAAAGGAUGGCAUCAAUUUGAUGGAUCGUGUUACAUGAGCUCAGGGGAGAAAACUCCGUUUGCUGAGGCAUAUUUACAAUGUGCAGCACGUGGUGGUGAUUUGGCAGCUGUGACCUCAUCCAUGGAAGAGGCUGUCCUCAAGGAAAUUGUCAUUCCUGUCAGAAAUGGUUCUGACUUGUGGAUUGGAGCAUUUCAAAAAGAUGAUGGAUUUGAUUGGGUCGAUGGAAUAUCAUCAUUUGAUUCGUUCUCUGCCUGGGCUCAGGGAGAACCUGCUAAUGUCCAAGGGAUUCGCUGCCUUAUGGCUGAUGGCCUCAUGAAAUGGAAGUCUGUGGACUGUGACCUUAGUUUGGGCUUCAUUUGUGAGAAGAGUUUCAGAAAUCCAUAUGUGUGUCCCCCUGGCACGCUGAAAGUUCGGUCCGUCUGUCUGACUGUGAGAACAGAUCCCUCAGACUUUGGUAGCAAUUGUGGUGACCGUGGUGUAAUGAUACGGCCUUCGUCUGCACUAGAACAAACUUGGAUAAGAAGCUACCUGGAAAGCCAGUCAGAGCUUAGCGACCCAUGGAUCUGUACGUGUUUUAUGCUUGUUUUUGAGCACUGA
Messenger RNA from Liolophura sinensis, 3153 nucleotides. RefSeq names its product IgGFc-binding protein-like. The coding region runs from base 1 to 3153 and encodes 1050 amino acids. The transcript has 17 exons. Lineage: Eukaryota; Metazoa; Mollusca; Polyplacophora; Chitonida; Chitonidae. Gene Ontology annotation, molecular function: calcium ion binding. The record is from RefSeq and is a predicted model, not a curated record.